Messenger RNA from Carcharodon carcharias (great white shark), 2299 nucleotides. RefSeq names its product nectin-2-like. The record is from RefSeq and is a predicted model, not a curated record. Bases 29 to 742 code for a protein of 237 amino acids. The transcript has 5 exons. NCBI's taxonomy places the organism in Eukaryota, Metazoa, Chordata, Chondrichthyes, Lamniformes, Lamnidae.
GAAUCAUACAUCUGUAUGAUAUAUCAGGAUGGAGUCCAUUUUCGGCACGAUCUUGUUUUUAACCCUCAUCCCACUUGUCUGCAAUGCCGAGGAAUUAAGUGUGAACGAGUUUGCCACCGGCUAUUUGGGAAUGGAAGUGAUGCUCCCAUGUCAGUUACAAACUUCCCAACCGGGUCUGACAGUAAUCCAGGUCACCUGGGCGAGGAAAGCUGAUCAAUGGAGAACCCUGGCACUCUGCAAUCCAAAACAUGGAACAAGCUACCCACAGCGACCCGGCUCCUCGCGGCUACGAUUCAAAAAUCCCUCUUGCCAGGAUGCCACGCUGGUAGUUUCAGAUCUGGAAAUGAGCGAUUCAGAUGUAUACAAUUGCAAGUUCACUACAUACCCCAAUGGAAGCAUAUGGGGGGAUAUCAUCCUGAAAGUACUAGCUGAACCCCUGCCUGAAAGGCGCAGGCAUACCCUUUCCGUUGCAGUUUAUGUGGUGAUGGUGCUGCUGCUCGUUACAAUGUCAAUUCGCUUAACAAAGCUAUUCUGUACAGCACGGAUUCAAGAUGUCAAGAACAGAUCUCCUGGACUGCAGCAGGGUGAUUGCACAGUGGAAUAUGCCAUCUUAAACCUGAAAACUCCCCAAGCAGCCGAGAGGCAAGCAGAAAAAUUUCCAGAAGAGAAGGUGACUGACUCCACGACGACUGUGUACGCAGUAGUGUACGGCAAAUCAACACAUCCAAUUUUUACUGUAUAAGUGAAUUUGCCCAAUGUAUUAAUUUAUGUGAUCUGUGCGAGUAACAGUCCCGGUUAAUGAGUAUGAAUCUGUCUAUAUUGCUCUGGUAUUGUUACUCAUAAAGCACUGAUAACACUCAAGGAUCUACCAUGGAUCCCAUGAUUUCCUGAGGUAAUGCCAAACUCCUAACUACUUACCUAGGCUUCCCAUUCCAUAAGCCAUUGUGACUAAUAGGCUCUCAAAGGGCAGGCAGGGUAAGGAGUGUUCCCGAAUAAAACCCUAUCCUUUUUCCCAACCUUAUGCAAUUAUAUUCCGUAAUUCUUUGAAGGGUGAGAGUGGCAUUUAUCUCCAAGUUGGGGUAACAAUUUGUGCAUCUUUAUUCGUUCCUCUGAGGUGAAUGGUCAAUGGACUCACACAGGCACUUCGGCUAAUUUACUCCUUAUUUAGGGUACACAACGUCUGCCCUGUCUGUUGUAACUCCAAAAUAGAUCCUAUGUGGUUUGAGCCACACAGUCUAGGAAGCCACAAGCAGCGAGUAGCCGAACGCUUCCCAAUCCUGUCUCAAGGAGUGAGCAUGGGCCAAAACGUAGCUAACCAGGCGAUACUCUGAAAGCAUGUGAUCGCUGCAUCUAUUAUGUCUAUCUCCUGCAAGUGGAGUGCCUGUUCUUUUGUGAGUGGCUGCAACUAACAUGGUUAAUUCAACUGCUGAAGGUUGUUCAAUGCAAAGGCAACAAACGUUUGUACAGAAGCAAAAAUAAUGCAGCUGCUGGUCAUCUGAAAGGGAAAACGGAGAACACUGAAAUUGUGCAGCUGGUCAGGCUGCAACUGUGGCGAGAGAAGCAAGAAUCAAUUUUUCAUGCCAUUGACCUUUCUUCAGAUAUGGAAAAAAAAGAAAAGUUAUGCAUUAGGCUUAAGCAAGUACAGACAGAAAAACAUUGUUUCAAGGGAGCUCAGAAUAAGAUUUGCAAGGAAAUUCCACUUUCGAUUCAACACUUUACUUCCUGCCAGAUUCAGCGUUGAGUUCCACAAUUUCAGUUUACAACUGAAUCAAGUCUCAUCUUUUAUUUUCAAAGAGGAAGUUCUGGUAAUUAUUCCACUGUUGCAAUUUAAACUCUAUAGAUAUGCUUUCUUUGCAUUCACUUUUCACUUUUUUGCAUUACUUUCCUGUGCACCAUCAUUCAUUUUCACAUCUAAUCUCCCGCCUUGCUCCCUCCCACUAACUGUUGUUAUUUCCUGCUGCCCCUGCUUUUGUACUUGCUGAAAACGUGUUGCAGUUCAAACAAAUAUCAGUUGUGAUAAUGGAUCGCCCUUAUGAGUUCACUCUGUUUUCCUCCCCACAGAUGAUGGCUGACCUGCUGAGCAUUUAUUAACUUGCAUCAGAUAAUAUAUAGGGGAAAUGGUUCUAUUUUCUUACUUAUGCAUGAACUAAUAUUUUCACUCUUAUGUUUCACUGGGACUUAUUUUUGAUUCUCUGAAUUUAAAGUCACUCAUUACUAAGAAAUGAGUAAGUGAAUAAGUGAACAUUUGUGUAGGUUCGAGAAUUGUGCAAAUUUUUUGAAUGUAAAAGGUUGAAAACUU